This is a messenger RNA of Melozone crissalis (California towhee), 553 nucleotides long. It is a transcript of the gene WFDC3, whose product is annotated as WAP four-disulfide core domain 3. The transcript is spliced from 4 exons. Gene Ontology annotation, cellular component: extracellular region. Bases 109 to 483 code for a protein of 124 amino acids. Gene Ontology annotation, molecular function: peptidase inhibitor activity. Lineage: Eukaryota; Metazoa; Chordata; Aves; Passeriformes; Passerellidae. The record is from RefSeq and is a predicted model, not a curated record. Gene Ontology annotation, biological process: innate immune response; antibacterial humoral response.
GCCCUGCCCGGCCCUUGGGAGCCACCCGGAAGGCCGAGCCCGCCGGCCCCACCUGGAGAGGAGCUUAAAGGCCGGUCGGGCGGCCACAGCGCAGCCGGUUCCUGCACCAUGCCCGCGGCCCGCAGCGUCCUCAUCUUGGCGGGGCUCCUGGCUCUGUGGGCAGAGCUGCCGGCAGCAUCCGCCCAGAAUGACACCACCAAAGCCGGCGUGUGCCCCAGCCCGGCGACGGAUGCGGUGAACUGCACGGUGGGGUGCCAGUCCGAUGGCGACUGCGAGAGCACUCUCAAGUGCUGCCCGGCAGCCUGCGGCAAGGCCUGCCAGAAGCCUGACGAGAAGCCUGGCACCUGCCCACCCGUGAACCCGGGCAUCCCCAUGUUGGGCGUCUGCUCCAACCAGUGCAAGACCGAUGCCAACUGCGCUGGGAUCCAGAAGUGUUGCAGGAACGGUUGUGGCAAGGUCUCCUGUGUGACACCCAUCCAGUGAGGUGCAGCCACCUCCUGCCAGCCCAGCCACAGGGAAGCUGCUGCCUGAUGCCCAUCCCUCAUGCCCUGGC